GUUUCUUUUAUUUUAUUUUUACAGUAUAUGACAGAAGGUAUGCUAAUCAAUGAAAUGAUGUCAGACCCGUUGUUAAAGUGCUAUUCUGUGCUAAUUCUAGAUGAAAUCCAUGAAAGAUCUCUGAAUAGUGAUAUCAUACUAGGGUUAUUGAAAAAAAUUAUAAAGAAAAGGCCAGAUUUAAAAUUAGUCAUAUCAUCAGCCACAUUUGAAGCUGAAACAGUUUACAGAUUUUUUAAUAAAAAUGAAAGUGAUGACAAGUCCAAAGACACUGCCGUGAUUAUAAGUGUUGAAGGACGCAAUUAUCCUGUAGAUAUUCAUUAUACAAUAGAACCAUUUCCUAAUUAUAUUAAAGCAUCUGUUGAAACAGCUAUUAAAAUACACAUCAAUGAACAACCUGGCGAUAUUUUAAUCUUUUUAACUGGACAAGAUGAAGUAGAGCAAGCCACAGCAAUGCUUAUAGAUUAUGCUCGGGACCUUAAGAACAAAAGUGAUGUUAAGAAAAUGUUUGUUGUUCCUUUAUAUGGAGCAAUGCCAAUAGGAGAACAAUUGAAAGCUUUUAAACCAGUACAUCGGAAUGUUAGGAAAAUUGUUGUUUCUACAAAUAUUGCAGAAGCUUCACUCACUAUUAAUGGAAUCACAUAUAUUGUAGAUUGCUGUUUUGUUAAAUUGAAGUACUUCAACCCACAUUCCUGCACUGAUUCAUUAAUAGUCGUGCCAGUAUCCCAAGCAUCUGCUGAGCAAAGAUCUGGUCGAGCUGGCAGAGUGCGAUCAGGAAAAGCAUACAGACUUUGCACUGAACAAGACUUUUUGAAACUUCCUCAGUUUACUGUUCCUGAAAUGCAAAGAAGUAACUUAGCUCCAGUCAUAUUGCAACUGAAAGCACUCGGAAUAGAAAACAUAUUACGGUUUAAUUUUCCUUCUGCUCCACCAUCAAAGCAUGUUAUCAGUGCAAUAGAACUUUUAUAUGCUCUUGGUGCAUUGGAUGAAAAUGGUAGUUUAACAAAUCCCCUUGGAUUACAAAUGGCUGAAUUCCCUCUUCAUCCUAUGUUCUCAAAGAUGUUACUUAUUUCAGGUGAGUUUGAAUGUACUGACGAAGUUCUGACUAUUGCUGCUAUGCUACAAGUUCAGAAUGUAUUUAUGGUAGCACCAGGAAAAAAACUGGAAGCAAAGCGUGCAAAAUGGAAAUUUGCUGUGGAAGAAGGUGAUUUUCUCACCUUCCUUAAUGUGUAUAAUGCAUUUAUUAAGAAUAUGAACAAGCACUGGUGUGAAGAAAAUUGUUUGAAUUAUAAAGGACUUUUAAGAGCUAAGGAAAUAAGAUUACAGUUAUUCAAACUUUUAAGAAAAUUUAAAAUGCCUACUGUUGUAAAUAAAAGGGAUAGAGAUUCUCUACGAAAAUGUAUUGUGUCUGCCUUUUUUGCAAAUGCUGCUUUCUUACAUUAUACUGGUGUGUAUAAAACUGUCAGAGGAGAACAUACUCUCUACAUUCAUCCAGAAUCAGUUACUUCUCUAACAACUCAACCCAAAUGGGUUGUUUUUAAUGAAGUUUUACACACAACUAAGGAAUAUAUGAGAGACGUAACAGUUAUUGAACCAUCAUGGCUUUAUGAAUUAGCACCUCAUUAUUAUCAAUUUGGAACUGAACGUGAAAUCUCUAUGAAAGAAAUCAAGCAAUAAAAUUUAUCUUUCUAUUGAAAA
This is a messenger RNA of Stegodyphus dumicola, 1695 nucleotides long. Its product is annotated as putative ATP-dependent RNA helicase DHX35. The record is from RefSeq and is a predicted model, not a curated record. Gene Ontology annotation, molecular function: helicase activity; RNA binding; ATP binding. Gene Ontology annotation, cellular component: catalytic step 2 spliceosome; intracellular anatomical structure. Lineage: Eukaryota; Metazoa; Arthropoda; Arachnida; Araneae; Eresidae.